This is a messenger RNA of Chelmon rostratus (copperband butterflyfish), 3945 nucleotides long. RefSeq lists its product as uncharacterized. NCBI's taxonomy places the organism in Eukaryota, Metazoa, Chordata, Actinopteri, Chaetodontiformes, Chaetodontidae. The coding region runs from base 189 to 3101 and encodes 970 amino acids. The record is from RefSeq and is a predicted model, not a curated record. The transcript has 8 exons. Gene Ontology annotation, molecular function: GTP binding.
UGUUCACAAUUGGGAGUGGUGAGACGGGUAGCUCCCUGAGACGAGCCUCACCUGCCGAGGCGGCUUUCAGUAGUCAACAUGUACUGAAGUUGUCUGGAUGAGAGACAUAAUUCAGUGCCAGCUGCACGGAGCACACAGAGAAGACAGCACAUGAACACAGCUUCAAAGACCUCCAACGGUAACAGACCAUGAGUGAACACUUGAGAGGGAGCUACUAUGAGUCCUCGCCCCCAGAGCUCAGACUUGUUCUUCUGGGAAACAUUGGAUGUGGAAAGACGUCGUCAGCAAACACUAUCCUGGGCGAGCUGUCCCCCGUCUCUCCAGGUGCCUCCAGGAGCUGCCAGCUGCGACAGGGCGUCUCUGAUGGCAGGAGUGUGACCCUGGUGGAGGCGCCGAGGUGGUACUGGAACGGCGGCAAGAUGGAGGACAGCGUCAGGAAGGAGACGAAGCGAGCAAUCCCACUAGUAGCACCAGGCCCACAUGCUAUUUUGCUGCUAGUGCCUGUUAGCCAGUUCACAGAGAUGGAAGGUCGUGUGCCUGCAGAGCUGGAGGAGGUGUUUGGGGAGGAGGCGCUGGAUCACACCCUGGUCCUGCUGACCUGUGGGGACUACUUGAUGGGAAGAAAAGUGGAGGAAUACCUGCAGAAAGAACACCCAGGCCUGAGGCAGAUAAUUGAACACUGUGGGGGGAGGUACCAUGUCAUCAAUAAUCGUCAGCAGCAGGACAGGGAGCAGGUCCGUGAGCUGCUGGAGAAGGUGGACAAAAUGGUGAGUAAAAAUGGGGUGUACUAUAUGAAAACAGCCCAGGAGAGAGAUCUGGAGAAACGAGUGAAAGAAAGAAGGCGAGAACUCAUGGAAAGUUAUAGAGCUCAAAAGGAGGAGAGAAGAGAGACGGUCGCUUCAACGCACAUCACAAACACAGAAACAAAGAGGAGUAUCGAUAGAGGAGAGGAGCGCAGCGCCGCCCUGGAGAGUAGGAGAAGGGAGGAGAGGGAUGUGAUGGAGGGAAGAGUGGGCGUGAGCCAAGUGUCUAACGGGCUUCAUUCAACUCCAGCGCCAGAGCAACAGUCAUAUCCAGAGCAGCGUGAUGACAGAAGCGUGAAGAGGACGCCCAGUUUCAGACUAAAUGCAGAUGGAGCUAUACUCUCACAAAUGUCUGAGGUUAAACCAGCUUCCAAAAUGAUCACCACUUUUCACCACAGAAUCAACAGCUUUGAAGAGAGAUCCCCUGAGGCAUCUCCAACCUCUGCGUCUCAUUCGCCCGUCUUCUCCUCUUCCCCCUCCUCGCCAACCUUCACCUCCUCUCCCUACUCCACCCCGACAUUCCCCCCCUCCUCCUCCUCCUCCUCCUCGUCAUCCUCUCCGGAGCUGCGUGUGGUGCUGCUCGGGAGAUCUGGAGCAGGGAAGAGCACCGUUGGCAACAGCAUACUGGGGCGGGAGGAGUUUGAGUCACGCCCGGAAAGCCUCACAGCAAUCACUCAGGAGUGUGAGAAAAAGAAAGCUCUGGUUGAAGGAAGACGGGUGGCGGUGGUGGAUACUCCAGACUGGUUCAAUUCAGAGCAAAGUCCAGAUGAAGUGCGAGCUCAGAUCUCUUCCUGUGUGGCUCUGUCCAGUCCUGGUCCUCACGCCUUCCUCCUGUGUGUCCCCUUAGACCAGCCUGCAAAGACCGAGCUGCAGGCUCUCGGGGCCCUCGAGUCCGUUUUUGGCCCAGAGGCAGUCCAGAAACACACUAUGGUCCUCUUUACUUACGUAGAUCGACUGAGGGAGAGCGGGAAGGCUGGGCACAAUAGCGUGGAGGCAUAUAUUGCUGGUCAGCGGGGGGAUUUGUUAAAGCUCGUGGAGAAAUGCGGGGACAGGUUUCAUGUAAUGGAGAACGGAAGAGAUUGGAGAGAGAAGAGGAAUGUGGCGGAGCUGCUACAGAAGGUGGAGCAGACAGUGGAGGAGGCUGGAGGCCAGUGUUAUUCUUGUCCAGCUUUUCAGGAGGCGGAGAACAGAGUGAGGCAGAGGCAGGUGGAGAUAGCGAGGGAGAGAAAGGGGAAAAAGUUAGAGGAAGGGAGACAAGAAGACGUUAGACAGCUCAGCUCUGAAAGGCGGGUUCUUUAUCCCUACAUGCAGCCUGUGGCCGAGGCAGAAGAGGAAGUGAGAGAGGACGAGAUUGAGAAAACAAGGGACGAGGCAGAGAUGAGUGUAAAAGCCAUGAAUAUCGAGAGCCUUCCUCCGAUUACGCUUUCCACCAUGUCACCUUCACUUCUCCGUUCCAUUAUGGAGAAAAUGGAGUGUAGUGCAAAGAAUUUACCGAAGCUGUUGGCCGAUAGCUCUGUGUGGGUCUGCGAGGGGGCAAAGAACGUGAAAAAUAGUCCAGUGUGGGGGACAGUCGGCAGCGGAGCACAAAACGUCCAGAAGAUGGUGGUUGAUAGUUCUGUGUGGGGAAAGGUGGGAGCUGGUGCCGGACAUGUGUCCAAACUGGUAGGAGAUAGAGUUCCCAAGGUAGUGGUGGACGGUUCUACGUGGGUGGGAUCUGGGGCAAAGGCAGCAGCGGCAAGUCCCAUGUGGGAAAAAGUUGGUUCAGGGGCCAAAGUGAUGGCAGAGAGUUCCAUGCGUGUUGGAGCUGGGAUUGGAGCCGGGGCGAAGAAUUUGGCGCAGAGUCCUAUGUGGGGAAAAGUAGGAUCUGGGGCCAAAACUGGAGCCAAACUGGUGGCUGACAGCUCUGUGCGAGUUGGAGCUGGACUUGGUGCCGGUGCAAAGAAGGUGGCGCAGAGUCCAGUGUGGGGGAAGGUGGGCUCUGAGGCCAAAGCCAGGGCCAAAAUGGUGGCAGAGAGCUCAGUGUGGGAGAAAAUUGCGACUACUGCUAAACAGGUGCCCAAGGUAGUCAUAGGGGGUGCAUUGCUGGGUCUGGUGCUUGGUGUGUUUUUGGGGGGGGUGAUCGGCGGAGCUGUCGGGGCAGCUGCUGGAUCUGCGGUAUCUGAGGUGGGUAGACGAAAAUUCAGCAACAAGAACACAUUAGAAAACACAGAUGAUGCUGCAAACAGUGUGGCGAGAACAGUGAACGACAGCGUGGACUCACUGGUUAAACAAGGAGAGAAAGUACUGAAAACUGAAUGAAUGUGUAUAAAAUGUUUAGCAAAUGCAAAUGCAUUUGUUUUAAAUUAGUACCAUCAGAAUGUAUAAUAAUAAAAAAAAAUAUUUUUAUUCUGACAGAUCAAUGAGCUUUUAAGACGCUUUUCUAGUAGUUUUUCUUUCUUUUUACAGAAAUAUAAUUCAGGUUAAAGGGUGAAUGUCAAAACACUUCUGUCAAACAAAUGCCUUGAGAUGAUUCUCAUCUUCAAUAUUAUUCUAUUAUUCGCAUACUUUCUGCCAGUUAAUGAAUGAGGAUGUGUGUGACUUUUUAAAAAGGAUGAAUCUCACAAAAUGUAUAUAUGAAAAUACAUUUCCAGAUUUUGACAAAAUGAAUUAAACUUGGCUAAACUGAUUUGUUAAGUAUUUAGGUGCUUGUCUUAUAUACUGUGUGGAAGACGUUUGAAAUUUUGUGAGAAAAACUAAUAUAUAUAAUAAAAAUGCAAAUAUCAUUUUGGCCAAAUCUUUAGCCUAUUAUUCCUUCUUAUUUCCUGUCCAUCUGCUGAAUGUAAACAUUAUUUAACAAGUGUGUGUAUAUAUAUACAUAUAUAUAUGUGUGUGUGUGUGUGUGUGUGUGUGUGUGUGUGUGUGUUUGUGUGUGUGUGUAUAUAUAUGUAGUAUAUCAGUCACUUGGCACUCCUUUUAAUACUGUAAUUUUCUUCAGCACUCAAUUAAAAAAACUAUUCCAUAUGAAAUGAAAUGAUUGUUUUUGUUUUGAUGUUGUCUUAAUGUAACAGAGCAGAAUGUAUGAAAACAUCUUAAGACAUGUUUGAUGCCAUGUGAUGGACAGUUUUAUCAUGACCUUUUAAAUACAUUUUCACUCUUUCACUGU